This is a messenger RNA of Doryrhamphus excisus (bluestripe pipefish), 1844 nucleotides long. Its product is annotated as protein C19orf12 homolog. The record is from RefSeq and is a predicted model, not a curated record. Lineage: Eukaryota; Metazoa; Chordata; Actinopteri; Syngnathiformes; Syngnathidae.
CAGGCAUUGCGGUCAUCGCCCAACGGCGGCAUCUGGAAUGAACGUCAUGGCGGAACACAGUGGAAAGAAAACAACACAAUGCCAAAUAAUUCAUCGAUUUUUCUGAAGAACCGGUAGUUUAACAAGAUAAUGUGUCACAGGCUUGAAGAUGUUAUGAAACUGUGCUGUGAGUUAUCUGCUGAUCAGCAGAUCCAGACUACAGUGAAGGGGUCUGGGAAGGGGGCAGCAGCAGCCGGAGGCCUGGCCUUUGCUGGAGGCCUGGUUGGAGGUCCUCUUGGUAUUGCGGUGGGUGGAGCUGUCGGCGGCCUCCUUGGCUGCUGGCUGACCAGCGGCCAGUUCAAGCCUCUCCCUCAGGUCAUCAUGGAGCUGAGUCCUCAGCAGCAGCAGAAGCUCUACGCCGAUGUCGCCGCCAUCCUUGGAGACAUUCAGUGGACCGACGUGGCGCAGCUGACGGCUCUUGUGAUGAGCAACAGCAGCCUGAAGCAGCAACUCACAGCUGCCCUUCUUGGCUAUGUCACCAAGGAGCUUCAAGGAAACGUGCACUACGUGGAUUAGUGUCUACGGGUCCGCUGGGUGUCAGACUCCUUAAAGGUAUCCUUAAAACCCACACUGACAACACCGGCCUUGUGGUGACAACACAUAUAUGGGAAUUGUGCCAUUGCAUUUGUGCAUAGUAUUCAUACCCAGACCAUGUUUUGAGUUUUUUUAUUUCAUAAAUAUUAUUUUUUAGCUGGUGGGAGAACAUGCAAACUCCACACAGAUAUGACCCAGAAGAAAACAUACAAGAAGAAAAUAAUUUUUUAUUUAAAUAUAUUUAACCUCUUAGCAUUGCUAUGCAAAAAUGGAAAAAAGGUCAGUAUUUUCUGAGUUAAUUCUGAGUCAAUCUGAGUUAAAGUUAUAGUUAUUAGUAUUGUUUUAAGCUUGAAUGAUAUGACUGAAGUUGUGUUAGAUCAGGGGUCUCAAACUCAAUUUACCUGUGGGGCCCCUGGAGCUAGGGUCUGGGCAAGGCUGGGCCGCAUCAGGUUUUCCAAAAAAACGCAUUUAUUAAAAACAGUUCUGAUUUUCUACAAUAAAAGCUCUGAUAAAAAAUUCCACUGUUCUCAAAUAUCUUAAUUUUUAUUUUUCUGCACAAAAUAAGAUUAAAAAUAAAUAAAUAAAUCAAGAAUAAAAAUCAAUCAGUAAUAAAUAAAUAUAAUAAUAAUAAAACGGCAAAUAAUAAAAACUUAAGAAACCACAUAUAGUUGGUGGGUAGACAAAUUAUUUUUUUUCCACAUUAAAAUGAACAAAGCAUUAUUAGAGCCCUGUAGACAUGACAAAACACAACUUUAGUCACAUUUAUACUCUUUAUUUACAACAUAUUGCGCAACUGCAGGGUCUUGAGACACAUGCUAACUCGCAAACUAGAGCGCUAGCGACCUAAACGGUAGCCUUCAAGUUAUUUCCUUUAAACUUAAAUCGCCAAAAACUUACCACUUCCACACUGACAGGGAGGAUAACUAUUAACAGUUAUUUAACCUUUAACAUGAACAUUAAUCAAACGCAAUAUUUUUUUUAUCUGGGUACAUGAUACCAUACAGCAUCCAUAUCAAACUUGCGCGGGCCGCACUAACAUUAAAUUUUCAUAUCAAGGCGGGGGGGCCGCAUUUUUGAGACCCCUUCAGUCAUGUAAUUCAAGCUUAAAAACAAUACUUAUAACUUUAACUCAGAUUGUGGCCAGGAUAUUAAUGCUUUUUGUGCUUAUUUGUAUCUUUUUAUUCAUCAACCUUUUCUUAGUAUGAGUUAAGAUGUUAUAUUUAUUCUUGGAACCCUCACUUUACGUUUACGAUGAGACGAAUAAAGAUGUU